AUGCCUGUUUUUCCUGAAUCACUAGAUGGAAAGCCCUAUACCAAUCCAGCAGUUCUUUGUGCAUCUGGCACUGAUGAUGAAUUCUUUAAAUAUAGAUGCCCUGAAGGAAGGGAGAUAUACUUCCAACAAUAUGGAGAGUAUAAUAUCCAUAAGAUUUGGCGGGAUGACGCAUUACCAUGCCGUGUUUAUCUUCGACACUGUGUCCUAGCCGCACAAAGCCUCGGCGAUGAAGCUUACAAUAACUUCUUGGACCACACCUUCAUUGCUGAUCGAGAAACAACAAUACGCCAGUACUUUGAGAAAAUGGGCACAAGCAUCAUGGAAGAAGAGCCUCCCGAAUCAUUAAAAACACGUUACGGCGGUUGA
This is a messenger RNA of Vicia faba (fava bean), 366 nucleotides long. NCBI's taxonomy places the organism in Eukaryota, Viridiplantae, Streptophyta, Magnoliopsida, Fabales, Fabaceae. The record is from the annotation of a GenBank genome assembly.